UUUUUCUGAUUCUCCCUUAUGCUUAGGUCGCCUUUUCUGAAAAUUUCUUCUUUUGUUCGCUAGGCGACCAGAUGGGAUCCAAGAAGAACGCUUCUAAGAGGAUCGCAGGCAGCUCGUCUUCCCAACAAUCCAAGGGAAAAGAAGUGAUGACAGACUCCCCCAUUCCUGCCUUCGGGCCGGCCGUGGAACGGGAGCUCGAGGUGGCACCCGACGCUUUCUUCGAGGCCGAGAGGAUCGUCUCGAAGAUCACCGACCAGGGGAAAGUGAAUAAGAUAUUCCUUUCCCACAACAUCGAACUGGGGAGGGGCGCCCUCAUCGCCCGACCUCCCUUAGAAGGUGAGCUGCGCACCGCUCGACGAGGAAUUCGCGGCCUGGAGUGACGAACACUUCAAAGCUGGGGCUUUCCUCCCGCUGGAUCAGUACUUCACCGACUUCCUCAACUAUGUGAGGUUGGCCCCUUUCCAGCUCCCCCCCAACUCCUAUCGUUUGUUGGCUGGGCUGAGAUAUAUGUUCUUGAAACAGGAGUGGGAAGUCCCCACUCCGGCAGAUAUCCUAUACUUUUUCUGCCUCAAGGCCAGCCCGGAGCAGCGGGGGCGAGGCAACGGGUUCUACUACUUGACCCGGUUUCCAAAUACGGCUGCGGUCAUUGAGCUGCCCAACCACCCCAACGACUUCAAAGACCAGUUCUUCAUGUCCAAGGGGUUUCACAACUGCGACCUGCAUUACUUCAACCGUCCUCGUAAGUACUUUUCAUCCUUAGCUCGUAAGUUAAGUAUCCGUUAGCUUUCCCCCUUAUCCGUUUCUGACUUAGAUUAAUUUUGCAGCCAUUUUCGCGAGGAUAGACAAGUCCGUGAUCCUCGGGAGCCAGUACGAGACACUGGCGGGCUUGCCCCCCAGUGAAAAGGACUAUCGCCAGCUCGUGAGAGACGAGACGAUGCUGGCCUGCAAGCUGAUCUCCCCAGGCCAGACUUUGAACCUGAGGAGACCCCGGGUGCCUCCCCCAGCUCGCGAGAUGAGGCAUAUCCCCGAGGAGGAGGCCGCAGGGGAUGAGGAUGAGGAGGACGAAGAGGAUGAGGUGCCCCUCGUGAGGAGGAAGCGGGCACUGGAGGAAGCCCAAAGAACGGGCGAGGAGAGGAUCCGGUCCGAAGCAGCUACAGAUCCCUCUGGCCAAGGUAACCCAUAUAUGUUUAGGAACUUAGAUAGGGCCACUGCAGAUCCCCGGCUAGCUAGGUUCAAUCCCAAACAUCUCGUCCAACGCCAUCGAAAUGACCCAGACUUUGACGUAACCCUGCUCCACUGUGUCGACCGGCUCGUGUUGGAUUACCAAAGUAGCCGGCCUAGGGGUACCAUAGUUGUAGACAACACCCUAGCCUUUAGGUUGGUCCAAUUCGAGGAGUAUGGGACCAACCUUCGGUCAUGGCCAUCACUCCGGGAGGGUGUCAUAGCUCCGGGUCUUAGGCAAUACGUAGAAGAGUCUAGUCCUGAGCUAGCCUCGGAUCCAGAACCCGCGCCAGCUCGAGAAGUAAUUGUCUUAGAUUCCCCCGCAGAAGCUCCGGGGCCGAUGGUCGUGACCAUAGAUUCCUCUUCUAGCUCGGGGGAUAGGAUUCCUUUUAGUAUAUAUAUAUAUACGUGAGUUUCGCUCUUUUCCCCUUUGUUUUUGUUUUUGCAUGACUGCUUACUGAUAUAUUGAUGUUGUCUUUGUUUUGCCAGAGGAGAUGUCUCAGCUCGGGGAAAAGAUCUGCGAGCUAUGUUCACCGGAGGGAACUCCUCAGCUGGGGCCUCUGGGCCCAAAAUGAAGAAGCUCCGGGUGGCGAAGAAAGCCACUGGGACCCUAACCAAGUCCCCGCAAAGGGGAAAGAGCAGACCCCAGCUGCCCAGGCCAAGAAAACUGCACCUCUUGCUGUAGUGGGGAACAUGCCCCCACCCCCUCCGCGAGCUCUGGCCUUUGUCCGGGACACAGGGGCGGAGCUCGGGACCUCGGCAACUGCGGCCCCCUAGGUGCGUAUCCCGGUGGACCCCCAGGCCUUGGAGAAGAUUCCAGAUGUCUUUCGGGGGAUGGUGUAUGAGACGGCGAGCUACGUCGUCGACCACUUCUACCGCUUCACUGAGAGAGAGCUCGGGCCAUCGAAACAAGGAGCCCGGAUGGUGUGAUGGAAUCUUCAUUGGGCAUGGCCCUAACGAGUGUCUUGGCCCUUCACCGGAGCAUAGCCAGGUCCAGGGCCCAGCUCGAGGAUAUGAGGGGCGAGCAUCAGGUGGUUUUGGCCGCCCAUCAAACUUGCAGACGGGCCAACAGAAGGAAAAAGAAGCCAAGGAUGCUCUGGCGGCCGUACGGGCCGAGCUGGAAGAAGCCCGUCCCAAGCUUCAAGAGGCCGAGGCCACCAAGGCCGCCCUUGCUGCCGCACUGGCCGAGCUAGACUCGGCGAAGGCUGGGGCCGAGGAAGCUAAGGCCGCCUUGGAAACGGAGAAGGCAGCCUCCAGCACCGCCAUGAAGGACAUGCUCUACCACUGCUGGGCCUAUAACCCGGAUGGCGACUUCUCCUUCUUAGGAGCGAACGGGGAGGUAUUCCUGGAAGGGUUCAAAGCUCGCCUCCAGCAAGAGGCACCCGCCGUGGCCGAGUAGGAGGGCGAGACAACGACCUCCUCGGGGCAGCCUGGUGGAGCAUAGGGCCUUUCUUUUUCGCACCCUUUCCUUAAAUAUUCUCUUUUUUUUUUGUGUAACUUUGCGUGAGGUUUUUCUGCCUCGAGACAAUUGGU
Humulus lupulus (European hop) is the source of this 2754-nucleotide messenger RNA. RefSeq lists its product as uncharacterized. The transcript has 2 exons. Lineage: Eukaryota; Viridiplantae; Streptophyta; Magnoliopsida; Rosales; Cannabaceae. The record is from RefSeq and is a predicted model, not a curated record. The coding region runs from base 2042 to 2620 and encodes 192 amino acids.